This is a messenger RNA of Ruditapes philippinarum (Manila clam), 760 nucleotides long. Its product is annotated as NAD(P)H-hydrate epimerase-like. The record is from RefSeq and is a predicted model, not a curated record. Lineage: Eukaryota; Metazoa; Mollusca; Bivalvia; Venerida; Veneridae. Gene Ontology annotation, cellular component: mitochondrion. Gene Ontology annotation, molecular function: NAD(P)HX epimerase activity.
UCAGAAAGAAGCACACGAUAUAAACCAAGAACUAUUCACAGAAUAUGCUUUAACCGUUGAUCAACUUCUGGAGUUGUCGGGAUAUAGUUGCGCUGUUGCUAUAGCAACUUGUUAUCCAGUGGAAGUGAUGUCACGAGAAAAUCGUGCUGUUCUUGUUUGUUGUGGACCGGGCCAUAAUGGCGGAGAUGGGCUUGUGUGUGCCAGACAUCUGAAAAUGUUUGGAUAUAAGCCGACUUUAUUUUAUCCACGGAGAGCAAACAAGCCUUUGUUUAAGAGACUGUUUAGACAGUGUGAAAGCUUAGACAUUCCUCUUCUGUCAUUUUUUCCGUCUGAACCAAAUCUAAUCACAGACUCGUAUAACUUUGUUGUCGAUGCAUUGUUUGGAUUAGGCUUUAAAGCUCCUAUUAAACCAGAAAUGGAAUCUGUUAUUGAAACCUUAAAGAAAAUUGAAUUACCCAUCUGCAGUAUAGAUAUUCCCUCUGGUAAUGAUCUUGUAUACUUAUUGUUCCAAAGAUGGGAUAUUGAGACAGGCGAUGAAAAUGGACUGAAACCAGAGAUGCUUAUCUCCCUCACCGCUCCUAAAAUGUGUGCGAAGUUGUUCAAAGGCAAACAUCACUUUCUUGGAGGACGUUUUGUGCCAAAAACACUUGAACAGAAAAACGAGUUAAAUUUACCGGUGUACUCGGGCUCUGACUGUAUUGUUGAAAUCAAAGUUGGAAAUGAAGAAACCGAGUACCAAGAGGAAAAUGACACCACUUGA